Molecule: messenger RNA, 4128 nt
Organism: Camellia sinensis
Lineage: Eukaryota; Viridiplantae; Streptophyta; Magnoliopsida; Ericales; Theaceae
Biological process (GO): intracellular cholesterol transport
Cellular component (GO): recycling endosome; trans-Golgi network
Molecular function (GO): protein binding
Source: RefSeq, a predicted model, not a curated record
UAUAUAUAUAUAUCAAAAGUGUAUAAAUUGUUCUUAAUUAGAUUUGACGAAUGGGUUGACGAUUGACUUUUAUGAUAUUUUAAUGGUUAGACGCACCAAAAUUUAUGCAAGUUGAAUGUGAUCCUGGAGUUCAGAGAUUUCUCAGGACAGUAAAAAUCAUCAACACCGAUACUGCUGCGGAGCACCUUAACACCAGCAAUCUCCACCUCUUCGAAACCCAAAAUCUCGAAUCGAAACAAGUUCUCUGAGUUUGAAUUGCAAAUUACAAUGCACAGAUCUACAGGAGCAACUUCGAUGGUGUGUAGAAGAAGAAUAUGACAAGAAAUCGAUAGUUGAUUCUCACCAUUGGAAGUGUGGGGAGGAGGAUCACUGAAUGAUUGAUUUCAAAACAACAAUGGAUGUGGAGAGAUCUUCGCUCUGCAAUUGCGUUGUGAACUUCCUCCUCGAAGAGAACUACUUGUUGUCUGCGUUCGAGCUUCUUCACGAGCUUCUCGACGAUGGCCGUGAUGCUCAGGCUAUUCGCCUCAAAGAUUUCUUCUCUGACCCCUCUCAGUUCCCCCCCGAUCAGAUCUCUCGUUUCAAUUCCCUCCGAGUUGCGGACCCCCAGAGUUUGCUAGAAGAAAAAGAAGCACUAGAAGAAAAAUUGGCACUGAGUGAGUAUGCGCUUCGUUUGGCACAAGAGGAUACUUUGAAACUGAAGGCUGAUUUGCAGAAGAAAACUGAAUUGACACCAGAUGAAUUAACUGGGACAAAUGCCAAUGUUUCUGCAAAUAAUGGGGCAGAUUCUCAACAAGGAAAGAGAGAGACUUCCUUUUCUGACUUGGGCCCUUUGAAGGACAAUGAACGUCAAGAUCUCAACUGUGCUGUAAAGGAGUAUUUGCUUUUAGCGGGAUACCGUCUUACUGCAAUGACAUUUUAUGAAGAGGUUACUGACCAGAACCUAGAUGUUUGGGAGACCUCAUCUGCAUGCGUAUCAGAUGCGCUCCGUCAUUACUAUUACCAGUACCUCUCAUCCACUGCAGAGGCUGCUGAGGAAAAAAUUGCGAUGCUUCGAGCAAAUGAGUCUUUGCUAAAAGAAAAUGACAAGCUCAAAAAAGAAAAAGUGUCUUUGCUGAAAAACAAAGAUUUGGCUGAUGGUCAAGUUAUGGUGUUGACAAGAUCCUUGGAAGCUCUGCAGAAGGAUUUGAAAGACAAGGAAAUUCUGGUUCAAGAUCUGAAACAGUCAUUGGAACGCCAAAGAAAGGAACUCAAUGACUGCAGAGCUGAAAUCACUUCACUAAAAAUGCACAUUGAAGGUUCUCGAUCUGGAUGGAAUUUGGUAGCUGGUGAAAUUGAACAUGCGCAAUCAGAGUCCUUAGAAAGCUACAAGGAAGAAAUAAAAUUGCUGCAGAAGGAAAUAGAAAGCUUAAAGGCUGGAAAAUUUAUUGUGACAGAAUCUGUGGAAUCUAUUGAUCAUGAAACAAAGUUUAUAGAGACAAAAGAUGAAGUUGUUGAUUUCCAUGAAAGUAGUGCUGUAGCACCUCCAGUUGACAUGACAUCUGGAGUUCUAGAAACUGUGGGUGCUCAAUUACUUGCAAAUCAAACCUCUGAUGACACCAAUGAUAAAUCCGAUACAGCACCAAGAGAGACAUUAGUAAGUUGUUCAAAUGAUAAUAAUGGUGCUAUUGAGAGUGCUGAGCAUGUCUCCAAACACAAUGGUGAACCAGUACCAGAAGAUAAUGGGCUACUUCUAAAAUCAGACAGUCCAGGUACUGAACCAGUUCCUGAAAAGAUGGGAUUGGAAACCAUUCAGAUCCUAUCGGAUGCAUUGCCUAAAAUUGUUCCUUAUGUUCUAAUCAACCAUCGUGAGGAGCUUCUUCCUCUGAUAAUGUGUGCUAUUGAGCGCCAUCCAGACAGCAGUACACGAGAUUCUUUGACCCACACAUUGUUUAACUUAAUUAAACGACCAGAUGAACAACAGAGACGAAUUAUUAUGGAUGCCUGUGUUACCCUUGCUAAGAAUGUGGGAGAAAUGAGAACAGAGACAGAAUUGCUUCCCCAGUGUUGGGAGCAAAUUAAUCACAUGUAUGAGGAGCGCAGAUUGCUUGUUGCUCAAUCAUGUGGAGAGCUUGCAGAAUUUGUCCGGCCUGAGAUUCGUGAUUCACUCAUCUUGUCUAUUGUGCAACAACUGAUAGAGGAUUCUGCAACUGUUGUCCGUGAGGCUGCUGCUCAUAAUCUAGCUUUGCUGCUUCCACUCUUCCCAAAUGUGGACAAAUAUUUCAAGGUUGAGGAUAUGAUGUUUCAGUUGGUCUGCGAUCCCUCUGGUGCUGUUGUAGAAACUACAAUCAAAGAAUUGGUCCCUGCUUUAAUAACUUGGGGAAACAAAUUGGACCAUGUGUUACGAGUUUUACUCUCUCACAUCUUAAGCUCUGCUCAGAGAUGUCCACCUCUUUCAGGCGUUGAAGGUUCUGUUGAAUCACACCUCCAUGUUCUAGGUGAAAGGGAGCGCUGGAAUGUUGAUGUCUUAUUACGGUUGCUGGCAGAGUUGCUUCCAUUUGUUCAUCAGAAAGCCAUUGAGACGUGUCCAUUUCCAAGCAAUUCAGAACAUUCAGGGAUAUUGUUUUCUACCUCCUUGCUUGAUCGGUAUGCAGGGGGAAGUGUGGAAUGGCCUGCAUUUGAAUGGCUGCACAUUGACUGCUUUCCCAAUUUGAUUCAACUUGCCUCUCUUUUACCUCAAAAGGAAGAUAAUCUAAGAAAUCGAAUCACAAAGCUUUUGUUGGCUGUAUCUGAACUUUUUGGAGAUGAUUAUCUGACACACAUUAUGCUGCCAGUAUUCUUGGUAGCAGUUGGUGAUAAUGCUGAUUUCAAAAUUUUCCCUUCCACAAUCCAGUCAAGAAUCAGAGGAUUGAGACCGAGAACUGGUGUAGCUGAGAGACUUGCUACUCUGUGUGUCUUACCACUUCUAUUGGCGGGGGUGUUAGGAUCUCCAAGCAAACAAGAACAAUUGACAGAGUACUUGAGAAAUCUGUUAGUUCAAAGUGCAGUGCAGGAGGGUCAGCCAAUGAAGCACCAUGCUGAGAUUGUAAACUCUGUCCGCUUCCUCUGCACAUAUGAAGCACAUCAUAAUAUGAUUUUCAAUAUCUUGUGGGAAAUGGUUGUGUGCUCCAAUAUAAAUAUGAAAAUCAGUGCCACCAAUCUGUUGAAAGUUAUUGUACCAUAUAUUGAUGCUAAAGUGGCUUCCACUCAUGUUGUGCCUGCUCUUGUCACUCUUGGCUCUGACCAAAACUUGAACGUAAAAUAUGCAAGCAUUGACGCAUUUGGAACUGUGGCACAGCAUUUUAAAAAUGACAUGAUCGUGGACAAAAUACGUGUUCAAAUGGAUGCUUUUCUUGAAGAUGGAUCACAUGAAGCUACAGUUGCUGUGGUCCGUGCAUUGGUGGUGGCUGUCCCACAUACAACAGAUAGACUUAGAGAUUAUCUAUUAUCAAAGAUUUUCCAACUUACAACCACACCACCUCCAUCAAGUGAUGUGAUGCGUCGCCGUGAGAGAGCUAAUGCAUUUUGUGAAUCCAUCCGUGCUCUAGAUGCUACAGAUCUUCCAGCAACUAGUGUUAGGGAUUUGCUCCUACCGGCAAUACAGAAUUUGUUGAAAGACACUGAUGCCCUUGAUCCAGCACAUAAAGAAGCACUCGAAAUCAUAAUGAAGGAAAGAGCAGGUGGAACUUUUGAGGCUAUUAGUAAGGUGAUGGGUGCUCAUCUCGGGCUUGCCUCAUCUGUGACCAGUUUCUUUGGCGAUAGUGGGCUAUUGGGCAAGAAGGAAACUGGAGACCCACCACCGGUGGAGCCUGUUGAAAGCCCAAAGCCUGUCCCACAACCCCCUGUUGAGGACACAAGAUUUAGGCGAAUUAUGAGGGGAGGUUUCACAGACAUGCUCAGAGGCAAAACUAACGAGCAAUGAGGAAACUCGCUCAGGCCAAUGAAAUUAAACCGUUUUUUUUUUUCUUUACAAAAAUCAUUGGCGAAGUGGAAGCUGAAAGAUUGUUUUGUUUUUAUAUUCUUCCAUGCCAAGAACAUUUUUUCUCCAUAUACACAACUUGGAAAAUUUUGUAUUUGAUUGACUAGUGGAAUAAAAGUUUGUCUUUACUUUCA